Messenger RNA from Rhopalosiphum maidis (corn leaf aphid), 655 nucleotides. RefSeq lists its product as uncharacterized. Lineage: Eukaryota; Metazoa; Arthropoda; Insecta; Hemiptera; Aphididae. The transcript is spliced from 5 exons. The record is from RefSeq and is a predicted model, not a curated record. The coding region runs from base 2 to 655 and encodes 217 amino acids.
UAUGAAUGCAAGUAUGAUGGAAGUUCAACCUACACGUGAUACAAACAAUAGUUUAAAAGAUGAAAAUAAUGCUACUGAAUUAGAAUUUGAAACAAAUAAAAAUAGUUUGAAAAAUAUGUCUGUAGAAUCAAUAAAGACAAAUAUAUUAUUUGAAGAAAAAGAGGUGAUAAAUAAAAUUUCAAAUAGUAAUGAUAUUGAUUUGGAAUAUGUUUAUUUGGGUAUGUUAAAUGAUGAAAAUAUGAUAGGAAUACAACCUAUAUAUGAUACUAAUAUUAGUGUAAAAGAGGAAUCUAAUGCAACUGAAAUAGGAUUUGAAACAAAUAAUUCAAAAGACAUAAUUUCAAAAUCCACAAAGCUUAAAAUUGUUGAAGAAACUCCUGAAUCUAUCAUUUAUGAUCAAGCCUUAACAGAAUGUUAUGGUGAAAUGCUUCCACCUUAUUGCGACCCAAAGUGUCAACUAAAAUGUUAUUAUUCUGUACCUGGUCCUCAACGAAAAGAAAUGUUUAAUCAAUUCCAUAAAUUGCAAAAUGUGACUGAACAAAACUGUAAAAUUGCUCAAUUAGUACAAAUUGUUAUGGUUGAAAAUCAGAAUAAUUAUGGAAAAAAAUAUAGACAUAUUCCAACACACUCACACAACAGGUCCAUUGUACACUAA